Nymphaea colorata (pocket water lily) is the source of this 513-nucleotide messenger RNA. NCBI's taxonomy places the organism in Eukaryota, Viridiplantae, Streptophyta, Magnoliopsida, Nymphaeales, Nymphaeaceae. The record is from the annotation of a RefSeq genome assembly.
AUGCCCCAGGAAAAAACGACGGCCGAGCGCGUAGAGCAAGAACAGAUUGCGGGCAGGAGUUUCCAAUCCAUGAACUUCGUACAGAGCAUCUCGGAGGAAGAUGAGCAAUUUGAGCGGAAAAACCAAGAUUUUGUCCAUUUCUCACCGAUCCACAACAAUACCUUUGUUACCGUGACGGAUGCUAGGGGGAAUAAAAAAACUGGGGCCUCCGCAGGUUGUUUGGAGGAAAUCAAAGGGGGGUCUCGUCUUUCUCGGUAUGCUGCUGAAGCAACUGCAGAACAUGUCGGGCGAUCCGCCAGAAAGAUGGGGAUGAAGUCGGUUGUAAUGAAAGUGAAAGGAUCCACUUAUUUCAGGAAAAAGAAAGCAGUGAUCUUGAGCUGGAGAGAAGGUUAUACCUUUUCGGAGUGUAAGCGAAGUGAAGGAGUAGGACAGCCAUCUAACAUUAUGUACAUCCACGAUGUGACCCAACUUCCACAUAAUGGAUGCCGACUCCCCAGGAAACGUCGUAAAUAG